CCAGCCGGGCCGCUGGAGAGGUUGAGGAAGGGACAUGGGUGCCCUGAAGGGGCAGGAUCAUCAGCCUCCUCCCCAAGAGGUUGAAACCAGGGAGGAUGAAGAGCAAAAUAUUAAACUAAGUGAAAUUUUAGAGUUGCUGGUGGCUGCUGGAUACUUCAGAGCAAGGAUUAAAGGGCUGUCCCCUUUUGACAAGGUAGUCGGUGGCAUGACUUGGUGUAUCACAACAUGCAGUUUUGACAUUGAUGUUGACUUACUGUUUCAGGAAAACUCAACCAUUGGUCAGAAAAUUGCUUUAACUGAGAAAAUUGUAUCAGUCUUGCCCAGAAUGAAGUGCCCUCAUCGCCUGGAGCCUCAUCAAAUACAAGGGUUGGAUUUUAUCCACAUAUUUCCUGUUGUGCAGUGGCUAGUGAAACGUGCUAUAGAAACCCGUGAAGAAAUGGGAGACUACAUUCGCUCAUAUUCCAUAUCUCAGUUUCAAAAGACUCACAGUCUACCAGAGGAUGAUGAAUUCAUUCAGAGAAAAGAAAAGGCUGUCAAAGCAGUUAGCGAAAUCACUGAGGUCUACAAGCCACAAAGGAAAUACCAGCGACGAGCAGGAGCAGAAAAGUUAAUAGAUGAAGACUCUAAAGUUCAUGCUACACUUUUGGAAUACGGCAGGAGAUAUGGGUUCAGCAGACAAGGAAAAACUGAGAAGGCUGAAGAGAAGAAAAUGGUGCUGCCGCCUGGGCUUGCAUCAGCAGGGAAAACUGAUGCCUAUACCGAAGAUGACCUUCAAGCUGCAGAAGAGCUUCGUAUUAAAACUUUGAUGACUGAGAUGGCUGCAAUGGGAACAGAAGAGGGCAGACUGACUGCAAGCACCGUAGGGCAGAUUGUUGGACUUCAGUCUGAUGAGAUCAAGCAGAUUGUCUCAGAGUAUGCUGAGAAGCAAUCAGAACUCUCUGCCGAAGAGCGUCCAGAAAGACUUGGGGCUGCCCAGCAGCACAGAAGGAAGGUGGCCUCUCUAAACAAGCAGAUCUUGCAGAAAACGAAGCAGCUGGAAGAAUUGCAAGCUAAGUGUGCUGACCUGGAAGCAGGAUGUAGUGAGGCCAAGAAGACACUAACUGAGGUUAAGAAUUACAGUGAAAAACUGGACAAGGAACUGUCCGCCUUGGAAAUAGUGGAAUCCCAAGCAGAUUCAAAUGUAUUGCAGAAGCUUCGGGCGCUGGUGGCCAUGAAUGAGAACUUAAAAAGUCAAGAACAAGAAUUCAGAGCACAUUGCAGGGAAGAGAUGGCACGCCUCCAGCAAAACAUUGAAGGUUUGAAAGCAGAAGCCUCUGAAAAUGAAGAGGAGAAGGAACCUGCAAAAAUCAUAGAUCAACAGUAUAAAACUGAGAGGGAAAGACUGCAAAAGAUCAGACUGCUUCUGGCCCGACGAAACAGAGAAAUAGCCAUUUUACAACGCAAGAUUGAUGAGGUUCCUAGCAGAGCUGAGUUAACACAGUACCAGAAGAGAUUUAUUGAACUUUACGGUCAGGUAUCAGCAACUCACAAGGAAACUAAACAGUUCUUUACUCUUUAUAACACAUUGGAUGAUAAGAAGGUAUAUCUGGAAAAAGAGGUUAAUUUGUUGAAUUCAGUUCAUGACAACUUCCAGCAAGCCAUGGCUUCUUCAGGUGCUCGAGACCAGUUUCUGCGGCAGAUGGAGCAGAUUGUAGAAGGAAUUAAGCAGAAUCGAAUGAAGAUGGAGAAGAAAAAGCAAGAGAACAAAAUGAGAAGGGACCAGUUAAAUGAUGAAUAUCUGGAGUUACUGGAGAAGCAGAGGCUUUACUUCAAAACCGUCAAGGAGUUUAAAGAGGAAUGCCGCAAAAAUGAAAUGCUUUUGUCCAAGUUGAAAGGCAAGAGUUCUUGAAUGACUUCAGAGAGCCGCUCCUUUGUGGAGCUGAAUUUAUAAAUUUUCCACGUUCAGUUUAAUCCACCCAUUGAUUAGGUCGGUUCAUUUUAAAGAUGUAAUGAAUCAGCACAAUAUUACUUUGAUUUCUUUUGUAUGUUUAUGUAAAUAUAUAUAUAAGACACAUAAAAAUUGUAUUCUUUCCUACUUUGAUUUAUCUUUGCACUAGUUGAUAUUUCAGGAAAAAUACACAUGCUGUAGAAAACAUGUAUCAUGUUUUAAACAACAAAGAAUAAAUCGAGAUGCAUUUAACAAAAGCCUCCAACUGAUUUCAUCAGCUUCUUAUCAUGAAGACAUUUUGAAGGGCUUUCUGCUCUGGUGAUGAGAUCAAAGAUCACUUUGUUGUAUGUAUACAAUAACCUUAGAUCAAUAUUAAUAAAAAAAUUA
Molecule: messenger RNA, 2314 nt
Organism: Pogona vitticeps (central bearded dragon)
Lineage: Eukaryota; Metazoa; Chordata; Lepidosauria; Squamata; Agamidae
Gene: CCDC93
Product: CCC complex scaffolding subunit CCDC93
Biological process (GO): Golgi to plasma membrane transport
Source: RefSeq, a predicted model, not a curated record